Molecule: messenger RNA, 10821 nt
Organism: Apis mellifera (honey bee)
Lineage: Eukaryota; Metazoa; Arthropoda; Insecta; Hymenoptera; Apidae
Gene: rhea
Product: talin-1
Exons: 14
Coding region: 1680-9617 (2645 amino acids)
Biological process (GO): cell-cell adhesion
Cellular component (GO): ruffle; focal adhesion; plasma membrane
Molecular function (GO): structural constituent of cytoskeleton; actin filament binding; integrin binding
Source: RefSeq, a predicted model, not a curated record
ACUGUUAUUAACUGAAAUUUCAACAGACAGUGUUGUUUCGUACGCGCGCAUGCGUACGCGAUAUCCAAGAGGGGUUGCAGGAUGCGAGCGUGUUUCAGUGGGGGGAUAGAAGGGAAGCUAGGAGCAACGUCGCCGACCAAUCCACGCGUAGUCCCAACCGCGCAUGCGCAUCCUCUUCGGUGGUGUCUUUGGUUUGGGUACCGCGCGCAAGGCCGCAGACCUAUCACUUCUUUGGCGACAGCCGUCGGGGUAACAUCCUUGUUCUCGUCCUAGUCCUCGUCCUUGCAUCAUCCCCUCGACAUCACGAGUUAAACAAAGUUCUCGCUCGAUCUUCAGUUCCCAAGUCGUCUCUCGACACGCGUUAUCUUCUUGUUUCUUCCCUUCGUUCCGUUCUUCCCUCGUUUAUUUUACACGUGUCAUUCAUUUUUUAUUACUCAUUACUUUAUUCCAUUCGAGAAUUUCAUACCAGCUGAAGUUUUAUUUAGCUUUCGACGCUUUCCUUUCGGGGGUGAGUCGAGCUUUUGGAGUUCGUUAUUUGAUUCUUUCUUUCUUUUCUUUUUCUUUUUUUGGGUGUCGGUUUCUUCCAGUGUCUUCGGUUCGAAAAUUUUGGAGAUUUCUUCGGAGGUAACCAAGUUUUUAUUUCUUGAAAUUUUCAUUCCCUCGAUUAAAUAAAAUACAGACUCAAGGUAACAGACUCACCCUUUUUUAAUUUUUUAUUCAUCCUUUUCGAAACAUUUUCUUUUCUCGUUUCCCAAGAAAAAUGCAAAUUUCUUUCAUCAGUGUUUCAUCGCCGCGUUUAUUUCGAAUAUAGUUUAUUUCAGUGCCGCGUUUAAUCGGUGCAGAACACAGGGCUGUCGCGACCGGAAAACAUCUCCCGUGCCUUAAAUUGCCGUCCAAAUUCGACCCGGUGACAAUAACGAAACGCUUUCUCUUUUCUUCUCUCUCUCUCUCUCUCUUUCUCUCAUUCUUUCAUUCAUUCUCCUUUUCUUCUCGCGAAGACGAUCCUCUCGCGAUUCCGCAGAGACGGUCGGUCGAUCAUGCCUUAACGAAACUGUGAUCUUUUUUCGAUAUUCGGUCGAGCUUCUCCGUUGUUCCGAUCGGAAAAAAAUUUCGCUUCACCUUUCGAGCUUACUUUUCUACGAAUCCGGCUUUACGCCCGCCGCGCGCGAACCAGUUGCCUUAAUUCGAGUUUAAGGGUCAUUGAAACUUCACUAUUCCCUCCCUCUAAUUAUCCCCUCCUCCCCUCCUUUCCCUUCCCCUCACGAAUUUUUAACGAAAUUUCGACGAAAACCUCGUCCGUCCUCUCCUGUGCCUUUCGAAAACUUCGAAAUCGAAACCUGAAACCUAUUCCUUCGCCUCGAUUUUCGAGAAAUUUUCAAACAACGCGCUCAUUCUCUAUCUCUCUCUAUCUCUCUCUUCUCAAACACGAAUUAAGACUUAAAAAUAAACGAUCGUCGCAAAGAAGAAGUGGAAGAAGAAAGAAAUAUCGAGAAAAUAAGGAAAAGUUUGUCGAGCCGCUUUGUGCCGUUUUUUUCUGUUCGAAAGUCAGAAUCGACGAUUAGAAGGAGAGACUCUGUAAUCCGGAUGGAAGUCCAGAUGAACGAGUGCAACAUGAGUUUCGAUCGUCGAGUGAUUCCGGCGGUUUUCGUGAACGCAGAUCAUCACCCCAGGCAGUCGCAAUGGCCACCCUAUCCUUGCGUAUCUCCAUCCCGGAGAAAAACGCCACGAAGAUGAUGCAAUUCGACCCGAGCACAUCCAUUUACGACGCUUGCCGUAUUAUCAGAGAGAAACUCGCUGAAGCGAGUAACAUGGGCCAACCGAAGGACUACGGAUUAUUCCUUGCCGACGAGGACGUGAAGAAGGGAGUUUGGCUGGAGCCAGGCCGGAAUCUCGAUUAUUACAUUCUGAGGAACGGCGAUCUGCUCGAGUACCGGCGUAAACUGCGGACCCUUCGUGUGCGCAUGCUGGAUGGAACGUUGAAGACGUUGUUGGUGGACGACAGCCAGCCGGUCGCCAAUCUCAUGGUAGUAAUUUGUACGAAGAUAGGCAUCACGAACCACGAUGAGUACUCGUUGGUGCGCGAGCUGGCCGACGAGGAGACCGAGAACCAGAAGCCCGGCAAUUUCGGCACCCUUACGCUCAAGAGGAGGAAAGAGGAGAAAGGAGAGCGGGACGCGAAGAUGGAUCAGUUAAGGAAGAAGCUCAAGACCGACGACGAAGUGAAUUGGAUAGAUCCAAGUAAGACGUUACGAGAGCAAGGGAUAGACGAGUCAGAAACAGUGUUGUUGCGGAGAAAAUUCUUCUUUUCGGAUCAGAAUAUCGACAGCCGGGAUCCGGUGCAAUUAUCUCUUUUGUACGUUCAAGCAAGAGACGCAAUUCUGGAUGGCACGCAUCCGGUUACUCAGGAAAAAGCUUGUAUUUUCGCUGGAAUACAAUGCCAGAUCCAGUUCGGUGAUCACAAGGAAGACAAGCACAAGCCAGGCUUUCUCGACCUCAAGGAAUUUUUACCGCAAUCAUAUUUGAAGGUGAAGGGUAUCGAGAAGAAGAUUUUCGCAGAGCACAAAAAACACAUCGGCCUGUCCGAGCUCGAUGCUAAAGUGUUGUAUACGAGAACAGCGAGAUCGUUGAGCACCUACGGCGUCACGUUCUUCUUAGUGAAGGAGAAAAUGAAGGGGAAAAAUAAAUUGGUGCCACGUUUGCUCGGUGUCACUAAGGAUUCCGUCUUGCGACUCGACGAAAAAACGAAAGAAAUCUUGAAAACGUGGCCGUUGACUACCGUUCGACGUUGGGGAGCCUCUCCAAACACAUUCACACUCGACUUUGGCGAUUAUUCUGAUCAAUACUACAGCGUACAAACCACAGAAGCAGAGCAGAUACUUCAGCUAAUCUCUGGUUACAUCGACAUCAUUCUCAAGAAGCAAAAAGCUAAAGAUCACUUUGGUAUCGAGGGAGAUGAAGGUUCAACCAUGGUUGAAGACAGUGUAUCGCCUUUGAAAGCAACGAUUAUGCAACACGAAACGAGUAAUGCUGGCAAAGGAAACGUGGAAGCUGUGUCAGUUGCCAUACCUGCAGUCAUGAGAACCGGUGUAGACGGGGCUCGGCCGUAUGGGACUGGGCACAUGGGCAGUGCUCAAUACACGACUGUCAGCGGCCAGGUGAACAUCGCUCACGCUCCACCGAUGGUGCAACAAACAAAGGUAACAUCCGUCCUGUCCGAACCACAACGUGCCUUACUGUCUACCAUAACCGCCGGCCACGAGGUGAUCCACAUCGCGGAGACCGAGCUCUCCUCGAAGGCCCAACUUCCCGAGCUGGGCACCGAUCCCGCCUCGUUGAAAUGGAUCGAGCAGACGAUCGACACCCACAAGCAGAACGUCGGCUCGCAGAUCGCUGCUAUGAACGCGGCGACCGCCCAGGUCGUCACGCUCACCUCCGGCCCGGCCGACGACGUGGAUCACACGGCCGUGGGCGCGGCCAUCACAACGAUCGCCACCAAUCUGCCGGAGAUGACCAAGGGCGUGAGAAUGAUCGCUGCCCUGAUGGACGACGAGUCCUCGGGGGAUAAAUUGCUGGACGCCGCGAGGAAGCUGUGCUCGGCAUUCUCCGACUUGCUCAAGGCCACCGAGCCAGAGACCAAAGAGCCUUUCUACGUAGCGAUAUCUUCGUACGAACGAUACCCAAGGCAGAAUCUGUUGAACGCCGCUUCUCGCGUGGGUGAGGCUUCCCACCAGGUGCUAACAACUAUAGGUGAAGAGAACGACUCGAAUCGGGAGCUUCAGGAUAUGCUGUUAGCCUUGGCCAAAGCCGUGGCCAACUCGACUGCUGCUUUGGUCCUCAAAGCAAAGAAUAUCGCAGCCACCUGCGAGGAUUCCGCUACCCAGAAUCGCGUGAUUUCAGCAGCCACCCAAUGUGCUCUCGCCACGUCUCAAUUAGUCGCCUGUGCAAAGGUCGUGGCGCCGACUUUGCACUCCCCCGCUUGUCAGACCCAGCUGAUGAACGCGGUACGUGAGGUGACGAAGGCAGUGGAAGGUUUGUUGGAAGUGUGCAACGAGACCUGUAACGACGAAAACCUGUUGAAAGAGUUGAACAUAGCUGCCAGUGAAGUGAGUAGAACGUUGAACGAUUUGUUGAGUCACAUCAAGACGGCGACCAGGGGAGAGCGGGCAAAGGAGUCUAUUCAAGAGGGAGCGGUGGAGACGAUACUGAUAGCCACCGAUAAACUGUUUGCCAGCACAGGAGACGCUGGUGAGAUGGUGAGACAAGCAAGAGUUGUUGGCCAAGCAACGGCACAAUUGAUCCAAAGCAUAAAGGGCGAGGCAGAGAGGCAGACUGAUUCGGAACAGCAACGCAGAUUGUUGGCCGCUGCUAAGGUGCUCGCCGAUGCCACAGCCAAAAUGGUGGAGGCCGCUAGACAAUGCGCUAGCAGUCCACACGAUGCCAAGAUGCAGGAUCAAUUGCGACAGGCUGCCGAAGAAUUGAGAGCAGCUACAACUGCCGCUGCUACUCCUGCUUUGAGAAGGAAAUUGAUCAAUAGAUUGGAAGCUUGUGCCAAACAGGCUGCCGCCACUGCUACACAAUGCAUUGCUGCUUCGACAGGCGCUGCCCAUCACAACACAAACCAAAGUAGUCAAGAGGAAUUGAACGCAGAAUGUCAUACCAUGGCGCAACAUAUACCGAGUCUUGUAGCAGGUGUGAAAGGAACCCAGGCACAACCGGAUAACUCUACUGCACAGUUGAAUCUGAUUAAUGCCUCUGAACAGUUCUUACAACCUGGCACUGCCGUGGUAAAGGCUGCCAGAGCAGUAUUGCCAACCGUUACUGACCAAGCUUCUGCUCUUCAAUUGAACAAUACUUCUCAGCAAUUGGGUGCUUCUCUCUCGGAUUUGAGGUCUGCUGUGACGCGUGCAAGGGAAGCUUGCGGUGGAUUGGAAUUGGAUGCGGCUGAAGAGUUGAUAAACAGCUUGAAAGACGAGUUGAGAGAGUUUUACAGAGCCGUAGAGGCUGCUUCCCUGAGGCCGUUACCUGAUGAGACCACGGAAUCCACUGCUCUUCGCUUGGGUGCCACGUCGAAGAACGUAGGUUUCGCCAUGGCUCAGCUGCUCUCCGCUGCUAAACAAGGAAAUGAAAAUUACACGGGAAGCGCGGCUAGAGAGACAGCAACUGCUCUUAAAGAUUUGACUUAUGCAGUUCGUGGAGUGGCUGCAACUUCGAAUCAACCUGAUACGCAAAAGAAAGUUUUAAUGACCGCUGAUGAUGUAAUCUUGAAGUCGUUAAGACUGGUCAAAGAGGCUAGAAGAGCUCUAAAGAAUCCUGAUAAUGUAGACAAUGAAGCUAAUCUAGCUGCUGUUGCUAAAGAUGUGUCAAAUUCGUUGAACAAAUGCGUAUCUUGCUUGCCUGGACAAAGAGACGUAGAUGAUGCUAUCAAGAAUAUCGACGAAAUGACUCAAGUUCUAGGCAUGAACGAGUUUCCUCAAACUAACAAGAGUUAUGGACAACUGCAAAGUGAUCUUAAUAACGCAGCUGCGAAUCUGAACGAUGCCUCAUCGAACGUGGUAUCAUCGGUACGUUCCCCUGUGCAAUUAGCUAGUUCUUCCAAGCAAUUCACCAAUGCAUUUGGAGAUUUGUUGGGUGUUGGCAUGGAAAUGGCCGGUCAAACAGCCAUCGAAACUCGAACACAGAUGGUAGUCUCGUUGAAGAACGUGAGCAUGACAUCAAGCAAGCUUCUGGUGACUGCCAAAUCUGUGGCAGCCGACCCGAGUGCUCCGAACGCCAAGAACCAAUUGUCGGCUGCUGCCCGAGCGGUAACAGAUUCCAUCAAUUAUCUAGUUGACGUUUGCACGUCAGCCGCGCCUGGACAAAACGAAUGCGACAACGCCAUCAGAAACAUACAAUCGAUGAGGUCACUUCUUGAUAAUCCUAGCGAGCCAAUAUCCGACGCGAGUUACUUCGAAUGCCUCGAAACAGUGAUGGAGAAGAGCAAGAGUCUCGGCGAUGGUAUGACAGGCAUAGCUAACCAUGCGAAGAAAUCGGAACACGAGCAAUUCUCGGUGGCCGUCAGAGGAGUGUCGUCUUCAAUCUGCGGCCUGAUAGAAGCGGCCGCCCAAGCUGCAUACCUAGCCGGUGUGAGCGACCCAACAUCGGUGGCUGGGAAACCAGGCUUGGUGGACCAAGCUCAGUUCCUCAGAGCUGCUCAGGCUAUUCAUACCGGUUGCCAGAGUCUUGGCAAUCCCACGAGCACCGAGCAGCAAGUUCUUUCAGCAGCCACCAUGAUCGCCAAAUACACCAGCGCUCUCUGCAACGCUUGUCGCGAAGCUUCGAACAAAACCAGCAAUCCGGUCGCCAAACGGCACUUCGUUCAAUCGGCCAAGGAUGUUGCCAAUUCCACGUCAGCUCUGGUGAAGGAGAUCAAAGCGUUGGAUCAGAAUUAUUCCGAAGCCAACAGGGAGAAGUGCGCGGAGGCUACCAAGCCUCUUCUGGAAGCUGUCGACAAUCUGUGCACGUUUGCCGGAUCACCAGAAUUCGCCAGUCAACCGGCCAAGAUAUCAAUAGCUGCCAGAGCUGCCCAGGAACCGAUAACAAGCGCGGGUAAAGCAAUCAUCGACGGUUCCUGCGCGAUGGUGCGUGCUGCUAAGAGUCUAGCCAUCAGUCCCAAAGAUCCCCCAACUUGGCAAUUGUUGGCAAAUCAUAGCAAGAAUGUCAGUGAUUCGAUCAAGUCUCUGGUUGCUUCCAUCCGCGACAAGGCGCCUGGGCAGAAGGAGUGCGAUGCAGCGAUCGAAAAAUUGUCGGCCAGGAUUCGCGAGCUGGACGCCGCGUCGCUAAGCGCUGUUUCACAGGCGUUGGUCCCGCGGAGAGAGAACACGGUGCAAGGAUUCACCGAUCAAAUGGAGAGCAGCGCCAGCGAAUUGCGAGAAAAACUGGAACCUCUUCGAACAGCUGCCAAGUACGAAGCCGAAAACGUGGGACACGCCGUCAAUCAGAUCGCUUUGUAUUGCGAACCAUUGGUUUCCGGUGCUAUCGGCGCUGCCUCAAACAUGGUGCACUCGAAACAACAGAUGGUGCUGCUGGAUCAAACGAAAACCGUUACCGAAUCCGCCCUGCAGCUUGUCUGCGUGACGAAGGAGUCCGGUGGCAAUUCGAAGGCAAUCGUUUUGCACGCCGAAGUCGAUGAAACGGUGGAAUCGAUGAAAGACGCGUUGCAGGAAUUGCAAAAUACUUUGGAAACCAUCUCGACAUCAAACGGUAUUGUUACCGGGUUGAUCGAUACCAUUUCUCGUGCCAUGGUUAGAUUGGAGGAUCAUAGGAUGUCCACUAUAGACACUGUGGAUUCGUACGUGGAUUAUCAAACAAGAAUGGUGGAGGCUGCUAAGGAAAUUGCUCGGCUGGCACAGGAAAUGUCGACGAAAUCCAGCACCGACGUAGGCAGACUAGGCCCCCUCGCAGUGGACAUCUCCCACAAGUACACUCAGCUGGCCCGCGAUACGUCCGGCGCCUCAGCAGCUGCAUCCAACGCUGACGUGUCUGCAAGACUUCGUACAGGUGUGCAAGAGCUGGGCAGAGCUUGCGUGGACAUCGUUCGAGCAACAGGAACUUGUCAGAUGUCACCGGGCGAUGCCUAUGCGCAAAGAGAGAUUGCAGAGCACAGCAAGAUCGUCACCGAGAAGGUGUCCCAGGUGUUGGCUGCCUUGCAGGCUGGUUCCAGAGGUACGCAAGCUUGCAUCAAUGCUGCUAGCACCGUGUCAGGUAUUAUCGGCGACCUGGACACCACGAUCAUGUUCGCCACUGCUGGAACCUUGCAUGCUGAAAACGAAGGCGACACUUUUGCCGAUCAUCGAGAGAACAUCUUAAAGACGGCCAAGGCUUUGGUAGAAGAUACCAAAACGUUGGUGGCUGGUGCGGCCUCGUCUCAAGAGCAAUUGGCAGUCGCGGCGCAAAACGCAGUCUCAACGAUAGUUCAGCUUGCUGAGGUUGUCAAGUAUGGAGCUGCCAGUUUGGGUAGCCAGAAUCCUGAAGCUCAAGUAAUGCUAAUCAACGCGGUGAAGGAUGUGGCCUCUGCUCUUGGGGAUCUGAUACACGCUACCAAAGCAGCCAGUGGAAAGCCUAUCAACGAUCCCAGUAUGGCCCAUUUAAAGGACUCGGCCAAGGUGAUGGUGACCAACGUUACGUCCCUGUUGAAAACUGUGAAGGCGGUGGAGGAUGAACACACUCGUGGCACAAGGGCAUUGGAAUCGACUAUCGAGGCCAUAGCUCAAGAGAUCCGCGCGUUGAACACCCAAGAGAUCCAAAAGACGAACGUCACCCCUGAAGAUCUGGUCCGUUGCACGAAAAGCAUCACUAUGUCGACCGCUAAGGCGGUGGCUGCCGGGAACAGUUGCAAACAGGACGACAUAAUCGCGGCUGCGAACAUGGGACGGAAGGCCAUUAGCGACAUGUUGACAAUUUGCAAAGGAGCCGCGUAUAAUUGCGCUGAAACGGCCGAGUUGCGGGACAGAACGCUUCAAGCUGGCCACGAUGUCGCCAUUAAUUACAGGGAAUUGUUGCAAGCCAUCCUUCAAAUCGCGUCGAGAAGUAGUGACGCGAAGCACACGUUGCCCCCGAUUAGCAGAAAGAUAGCUCAAAGCGUAACCGAGUUGGUGGCCGUUGCCGAAUUGCUGAAGGGCAAUGAUUGGGUGGAUCCUGACGAUCCGACUGUCAUCGCUGAAAAUGAAUUGUUGGGGGCCGCUGCGAGCAUCGAUGCUGCCGCAAAGAAGCUAGCCAGCUUGAGACCUAGAAGGAGUAUACAGGAGGCGAACGAAGACAUGAACUUCGACGAGAUGAUCCUCGAGGCGGCCAAGUCAAUCGCUGCCGCAACAUCAGCGCUUAUAAAAGCGGCCAGCGCCGCUCAAAGAGAGUUAAUAGCCACGGGGAAAGUAUCUCGUACACCUUUGACCAGCUCUGACGAUGGCCAAUGGUCCGAAGGUUUAAUUUCUGCCGCGAGAAUGGUCGCAGCGGCUACUCACAGCCUGGUGGAGUCGGCAAACGCUUUGGUGCAAGGUGUCAGCUCCGAGGAGAAAUUGAUUUCCAGCGCGAAACAAGUAGCCAGCAGCACAGCACAGUUGUUGGUCGCUUGCAAAGUAAAGGCGGAUCCAGACAGCGACAGCACGAAACGUUUGCAAGCGGCUGGAAAUGCUGUGAAACGCGCCACAGAUAAUUUAGUGAGAGCAGCUCAACAGGCUAUUCAGCAAGAGGAGGACAGAUCAUUGAUUUUGAACCGCAGAAUGGUGGGUGGUAUAGCUCAGGAGAUAAACGCCAGAUCGGAGGUACUGCGUAUUGAGAGAGAACUGGAGGAGGCUAGAGGUAGACUCACUGCUAUACGACAGGCAAAGUAUAAAAAUCGGCCAGACCUGGCUGACACUGACACAGAACCUGAACAGAGCGGCUAUGAGAGCUACACAACCAGAUACGAGACCAGAUCUUAUGAGACUCAAUCACAGAUGAGUUAUAACAUGUAUCAACAUCAUUCUACAUCGCACAAUAUUAGCCAACUUUCUAUGGAUAGACAGACUCUGGUCAGUCCAGAAAAGGUUCACUCUACGCAGAGCACUUUAGAGAAGAAAAAUAUAAAUUUAAAUCAAUAUUAAUGUCAAUUCAUUGAAAAAGAAGUUAGAUUUUGUUAAGAAGAAUAGUACUAUUUGCGUUCAAAAGCAAUUAAUCAUGAAAUUUUGUCAAUGGAAUUUUGAUCGUAUUUCGAAUACUCCAAACAAUAGAUGAUAUGAUUGUGGAACGUAUUCAAUGAAUAUUCAAAUUUCUAUACUACAUUCGGAAGCAAUAUUACUAAAUUUACAAUUUACGUCCAUAAAUAUGAAAUAUAUUCGAAUGGCAAGAAAUACUCGAAAUCAGAAUUUUUUAAAUAUUAUCACUUUUGGUAUCUCGAUACGUCAAAUAUAAUGAUAAUAGAAUUGCAUUAGUCUAUAAUAAUCUUUGCGAUGAUACGAUAGAAAAGUGCCCUUAGCUAGAAUUAACUGUAUGCUUUCGCAAUUAGAUUUUUAUAAGAAUAAUUCUUGAUUCGACUAUAACCGUCCAUCUUUUCCACGAACUUAUCUUUAUCAAUUUAACACGAACAAUGAUUGAAAAAAACUACAGAGCACAUUUUUCUACACAUUUUUUCGUUUCGACGAUUUUUACUACUUUGAUAAAAUAUUUACUUUUGCUCUUCCUUUUGAAUUAAUUUUUUGAAAAAAUAUGCAAAUUUACACAAAGAAUAUUUGUAUUUACAUUCUCGAGGAAGAGUUUAAUGGACUUGAGAUAAUUUCAUAGAAUCUGCACUUUUUAAAAUAUAUAUUUAUAUUUAACUGUUAAGAGAAUAAUCAUAUAAGAUCGGAGGAAGAAAGAUGUUUCUUUGAAUCGAUGUUUCUUUUUUUUAUUCUUUGGUUUUCUAGACAAACGAUUUAAUAGUCGUUAUACACCUGAUUUAAUUUAGAUCUAAUUUAUCAUAAUUUUAAGUUUAAGAUCACAGAUUAACAAGAAAAGCAACAUAUCAUUUAAUUUUAUUAACUUUCCGACAAUGUGUGGUCUAAUCCCACAGAGUCUUCACCUGUUUUCCCUUAACAUUUUCCGUUUUUCUUGGGAUUAACAUUAUUGUUUAAGUCUUUGUUCAUUCUGACAAUUAAUAAUCGUUACUUGAACUUAUCUUUCUUCAUUAUCUUUUUUUAUUGUCUUUCUACAUUAUCUUUCUACAUUAUCUUUUGCUCGUUGCUCAUCAUGUACGAUGGCUUGAUAAUUUGGUGGUUUUUUUUUUUUUUUUUUACACUUUAAUAAGAGAUUUGAUAAUCAGCUUUUUUAAAC